GGACCACCGCUAGUUGCACGUACAUCCGCCUACUACAUCCCCAGUACAACUACUCUAUGUCAAUCUUGGUUUAAGUCUGCAAGUUAAAAAUGACAAAUCUCCAAGCCCAGGACAUCAUUCGAUGUCAAUACUGCGAGGACGAGCCCGCUGUCUUCCACUGUGUUCCGUGUGGAGAUGAACUCUGUCCUCGAUGUAGAGUCUUAUCUUAAAAGCAAAGUUCCCUCCGGACACACCAUCGUUCGUCUGUCUGAGAGACUUCAUCCAGCCAAUCAGAUCAAAAUGUGUGACAUACACCCAACUAAAACGUACGAGGCUUGCUGUGAAGAUUGCCAAGUCCCAGUGUGUAUAUCGUGCAUUCAGGAAGUACAUAACAAACACGCUAUCGGGAAGAUACAAGAACUUUAUGACAAACAAAAGAAUGGUACCGCAGAAAAAUUGUCUAAAAUGAAAACGAUGUGGAAAUCUGAAUUUACCCAUAGACUACUUGAUUUUAAGAAAGAAGAAAAUGAAAUAGGAACGAGCCAUAAAAUUGUGAGAAAAAGCAUGAAAACACAAGCUGAGAAUUUUAUAAGCCAUAUCAAUGCCAUCAUAGAAAAAAGUUUUAAUGAUUCUGAAGAAGAUGAGAGAAAACAAUCAGAGGUCAUUUCUCUGCAGAAAAUGGAAGUUAAGAAAUUUGAGGAAAACAUAGAUGAUUUGAUAGAAAAAUUGGAAAGUCUCAUGGAGUCAAACAAUCCCGUGGACCUUAUUUUGUACCGAAAAGAAAAUCCAAAUAUUUUUAAUAAAUUAAAAAUUCCAGAGAAGUUAGACAUUGUUUUGCCUUCGUUCACAGCCGGUCAAUUUAACAAAUCUCAAAAUGAGCAGCAGUUUGGGAAAUUGACCACGGAUCAUGGCAGACUUGACAGUCAUUUAAGAAAAUGUGACGAUACACAGCAGACUUCCUCUGCAAACAAAACGCUAUCCAUCAAAAGUAUUUUGGGUUUUUCAGUAAAAAUUAGCGAAGCGAAAACUGAAAAAGAAAACUUAUUGUACGUGACUUGCCGUGGAGACAGAUCAGCGUUCAUCAGUGGUGAUGGUCCUGGGAUACUACUGAUAGACAGGUCAGGGACAGAGCUGGAUAGCAUCUGUACUGACAGUAAACCAUGGGGUCUGGGGGUAAUGCAGGACGGAAGUUUGAUUUAUUCUGACGGUAGCGAUAAAGUUAUCUAUAGAGUGUCACUCAAUAAAGAGAAAACAAAACUUAUAAAUGCUGAGUAUGGUCCUAGAGGACUGUGUUGUAUAAGAUCAGGUGAUUUCUUGGUCUGUAUGGGCUUGUUUAAUGCCGCGAGAAUGGUCAAGUACAGCAAAACUGGGACGAAGAUCCAGGAAUUCGAGACAGAUAAGACCGGGGAGAGACUUUUUAUUCAUCCAAGGUUUAUUUGUGAAAAUGUGAACGAAGACAUUUGUAUUUCUGAUUUGAACUUAAUGAAUAAUAACGUGGUUGUCUUGAACAAGUCUGGAUAUUUAAGGUUCAGGUAUGACGGGAAUGCAACUGGGACAUUAAAAGAGGGAUUUCAACCGCAUGGUGUAGCCACUGACAGUCUGGGUCACAUACUUAUUGCAGACAACGCCAAUAACGCUGUACACCUGAUCAGCCAGGACGGGAACUUCCUGUCUUACAUCCUAACAGAGGAUGAUGGGAUAUCACUUCCACACGGAAUUUCUGUGGACACGCACGACAACCUGUGGCUGGUAGAAGAAGAAAACGCCUGUGUUAAAGUGUAUCAGUAUUUAUUGUAAAUACAGCCAUCCAUUUCGUUUACUUGUAGAAAUUCAUGUGUGUAAAAUAAAAUAUAAUACAAAGUCUCAGACAUCUAUUUCACAUUUAAAUAUUAUAAU
Messenger RNA from Saccostrea cuccullata (small rock oyster), 1875 nucleotides. Its product is annotated as E3 ubiquitin-protein ligase TRIM71-like. Gene Ontology annotation, biological process: protein monoubiquitination. Gene Ontology annotation, molecular function: zinc ion binding; ubiquitin protein ligase activity; protein binding. The coding region runs from base 175 to 1776 and encodes 533 amino acids. The transcript has 2 exons. The record is from RefSeq and is a predicted model, not a curated record. Lineage: Eukaryota; Metazoa; Mollusca; Bivalvia; Ostreida; Ostreidae.